AGAUCCGCAGGGUUAAACCGGGGAAAGUUGUUUCCUGUACACUUCAGUCCUGCUCCAUUUUGAUCGUUUUUAUGUAUUUUCUGUUAAAUAUAAAGUUCUGAUUAGAAUUAGACAGAAUCUACGGCAUUUAACGAGAAUGCUUUUGAAACAGAUGAGACAGAUGAGUCUGUUUUAAAGAGUUUUAGAGCAUGGAGGUAACGAGUAAGCAGGACAGCCAGACUGUCGAGUCGACCGAAGAUGAAGUGAAUCUGCAGAUUCAGCUGGUGGAAUGUGAGGCACAGUUAGAACAUUGGCAGGGAGUGGCAAAAAUUUGUGAGCUUAGCAAAGAGGAGGAGCUGCAAGAGCUGCAGAGACAGUGUGACCAGGAGAUACAGUCACUACAUGAGGCUCUGAGAGAGACAGCAUCUCAGUAUGAGGCUAGAAUAUGUGCUCUACAAUCAGAGCGGGCUCAGUGGAGAAAAGCAGCGUUGACUCCGGAUAACAAGGACAACAUAAAGAAGGGAAGGAUAGAAGUAGCUUCCCCACCAAGUGAGAGACUGCAGGAUGCUGGAGGGGACAGUGAGUCUCCGGAGGGACUGGCCGAGCUCUCAGAAGCUGAGAGAACAGGCCUCCAUAUGGAGGGAUUCUACACACAGCACAGUGAUUCCUCCUCUUUAUCUUGCUUCUCUCUGGACACCCCGUCCAUGCCGAGACGCACACCUCCUCAGGAUGACACCGCUUCCUUGGUUUCUACUGGAACGUUAGUGCCUGAAGUAAUCUACCUUGCUCCACCAGGACACAGGCUUGUCACACAUGCAGACUGGGAUUCACUACAAGCACAAGUCUUAGAACUUCAAGAAGAAUUGACACAACUGAAAGAUCAGAAGACCAAUCUUGAGAAAGAACUGGACACACAAACAACAGAAACCCAGAAACAGGUAACACUCCUUCAGUCUCAGGUGCAGACUUCUGAGAAUCUUCUCCAAGAGCUGCAGAAAUCCUUCACCCAAUCACAGAGUGAUGUACAGAGCAGAUUGAAAGAGCUGUCUCUCUCUCAGAGGAGAGUGUGUAGUGAGCUCUACAGGUUAAAGGGGGGCGAUUUGGAAGAGAACAGCUCAGCAGAAGAGGAACACCCCGAGCUGUUUGCUCUACAGGGAGCUCACACUGAGGAGAGGCUGCGGAUUGAAAUAGUGAAUCUGAAGGAACAGUUGGAGAUGCGUACUGAAGAGAGUGAGGUCUUAGAGGUCCAGCUCUCCAGCCUGAAAACAGAGACAGACCGCAUCCAGAGUGAGAAAGACAAGUUGGAGGAUGAGCUGCAGAGAUGCCGCACUGAACUGCAAGGCCUGCGGGUGGUGUUGUCACACCUACAGACGGACAAGAAAACGACUACCCAUGAAAAGACUGUCCUGCAGGAGCAGUGUUUAGAACUGCGCAGUCAAGUGAUCAGUCUACGCACUCAAGUCGACACCAGCCAGGCUGUGCAGAAGGACUUUGUGCAGCUUUCACAGUCUCUACAGAUGAAGAUGGAGCAGAUUCGUCAGGCCAAAUCGUUGGACCAAGUUAGGCUGAUCCUUGGGGAAGGUCUUGAUGGAGAUCAGCUCAGCAGCAGCACAUGAGCCAGCAUAAUAUUUAUUACCUUUUUUCUGGACCAAAGUGUGAAGACCUUCUACAAGCUAAGAGUCUAGUGACCAUAUAUUAUCAUUAAGAGACCCACUCUCAUUACUUGUAAAAUAAGAACAUUAAUUAUUUUAACAUUACUGUUUCAGUUGACAUUAUUCUACUAUUUAAUAUGAAACUGAAACUAUGCAAAUAUUUUCUAUUAUUGAACUAAGCUUUAUGACUAGGGUAAUAAGACUAAUAACUGGUUUUACUUGAAUUUUAAACAAACCUAACAGAUCCCAAACAAGUCUUUGGUAACUCUGUUUACUAACAAGAAAUUACUUUAAGGGAGAUGCUGAGUUUGUUUUGGCCAGUAACUUUGUUACGUAUACAUAGCUUUAUAGGUUGGUCACCAGCUGAAUGAGCAAUACUUUAGAGAUAACACUAUUUUAAUGUCAGGUAUGUUUCUUUAAAUAGCUUAAUUACAAGCUUUAGACAACAGUUAAAAAAGAGUCAUUAUUUCUAAUUAUCUCACACUGGAAUUGUUUUAUUAAGACAAAUAUGGUUUUAAUCUGUUACGUGUUAAUUAGCAAAGAAUAAACAUUUAUUUUACAGCAGUCAGCAAUUAUCCAUCAGUGUAUAAGCAGAAGAAACCAUGUAUAAUACAAGAAAAAGCAUAACAUAUCUACUCUUACUUAGUAUGUAACAUAUUGGCUCACUGCCAACCUCUCAGCUACAUGUAAAGUCUACAUGAAAACAUGUCUUAGCACUAUUACACUACCAGUCAAAAGUUUGGAAACACCAAUUUGAAGUGAAUUGAAUUGCACCUGACAGAAAGGAGAUACAUACAUCUAUCAGUGCUCAGGAGAUAUGGGGACUCACAGAUAACAGAACAAAGCUUAAUUCUUUACUGAAUGGUAUCAGUAUAAAGCAUGUAGUGAGCGUUUACCACUCAGUGUAAGCUCAUUUCUAAACAGUAAAUGUCAUGAUUUCUUUUUUUAAUUUGAACACUAGGCUUUUCCCCAGAUCCCAGCCCUAUGCAUAACUAACACAAAUGGAUAAAUUCGUAAUGUGUGUGGUGGUUUCAUAUAUCAGACUACUGUAAAUAUCCACUUAGCUUUGCAAGCAGUACCAAUUUGUUUUGUGUUUAACUUUUAUUAAACUUUAUCUUUGGCCAAAA
Trichomycterus rosablanca is the source of this 2758-nucleotide messenger RNA. RefSeq names its product rabaptin, RAB GTPase binding effector protein 2 (gene rabep2). Bases 189 to 1595 code for a protein of 468 amino acids. Lineage: Eukaryota; Metazoa; Chordata; Actinopteri; Siluriformes; Trichomycteridae. Gene Ontology annotation, biological process: endocytosis. The transcript is spliced from 13 exons. The record is from RefSeq and is a predicted model, not a curated record. Gene Ontology annotation, cellular component: intracellular membrane-bounded organelle. Gene Ontology annotation, molecular function: growth factor activity; GTPase activator activity.